AAUUACCGAAUGGAUGAAAGUAAAAAAAAUUGUCUAUAGUUUUUGACCUGACGCUGUCAUGUCAACGAACUGAUGAACUUGGCGGUUUCAACAACAAUUUCGUUAGAAAAGCCAUAGAAAUGCCUCCAAAGAAACGUGAUAAAGAUAGUGAAACAAACAAAAACUCCAAGAUCGACCACUUACAAGCUGACCAUGAGCUAUUUUUACAAGCAUUUGAAAAGCCUACACAAAUAUACAGAUUCCUGCGGACUCGUAACAUGUUGUCGCCUAUAUUUCUCAAUAGAACACUAUCUUACAUGAAACGUAGGAUGUCUAGGAGCAAUAGAAGCCGUGUGGGAUUUAAAGUUGACUCAUUAUUGGACAAAAUAACCUUAAAGAAGAGCACUGAACUCCAGCCAAACAGUUUGGGAGGUUACAUGACACUGACGUUUCUAGGUUUCUAUGACAAAAGCCUGGAUGACCCCAGAGACUACCAGGUCAAAGUGGAGACCUUAUUGUUGAAAAUUUGUCACAAGAAAAGAAAAGAAAGUUCUUCUGCUAUUGUUGAAGUCUCGGUUGGCAGUUGUUCUGUGCCGCUGAACCCUUCAACAUCGGAGCCCCCAGCAAUGGCAUCAGCUGUGAGCAUCUCUAGCGACACCUUCAGCCCGUCACAGGGCCCCAACGUGAAGUCCUACAUGCUCAUGCUGCGGGUCACCGUGACGAGGGCCUCUGGUGGCGCCACCGCUAACGGUGCAUCUAGUUCUAGUGAAAUUACCAAUGGAGAUUGUGAUGAACCAGUCACAAAAAGGCUCAAAGCGUCCACUUCAACGGACCAUCACAACUCCACUGACAGCAAAUGGACCAAACUCUACGGCAGUGAGUUGAUUGUGUACGACAAACACAACCGCUGUCUGCUCACUAACGGCGAGUACGACCUAGUUCUGCAUGAUGCGACCCCUGGCGGCAGGAGUGCGACUAUCGCUAGAUCACCGCAUAAAGCGCUGAUGGCUCAGUGGGAGACUAUACCUAACGAAAAUGACCUUCACACAGAAACAAAUCCUUUUGACAUAUUCAAAGUGAGACCUCUCCUCAAACUAAAGCUUAGCUGGAGCCAGGAGCCGACUAACGGACUGGUGAACCGACCUAAGCUGUACCAACAGAACAGCGAAACUAACGGACACAAGAAAGAAGCCGGAAGUAGCAAAGACAGACAUUCAAUGCAGAAAUGUAGCACCAACGAUGUUAAAAACGGUGAGAAGUCAAAGCCAGAGCCUGCAGACGGCGAGGCCAAACGUCAACAGAUCAUCUACCAGUUCCUAUACAACAACAACUCGCGGCAACAGACGGAAGCUUGCGACGAUCUACACUGCCCUUGGUGUUCUUUAGACUGUGGCACGCUAUAUUCGCUGCUCAAGCACCUCAAGCUGUGCCACUCGAGAUUCAACUUUACGUACUUCCCAAUCCCCGGCGGCGCGCGCAUAGACGUAUCAAUCAACGAGCUCUACGACGGCUCCUACACCGGCUCGCCUCACGACCUGAUCGCGGGGGCGGGCCGGGGCUCGCGGCCCGCGCCGGGGGCCGGGGGGCCAGCGGGCCCGGGGGCCGGGGGGCCACGCGCGGGGCCCACGCGCCGCACAUCACUAACGCACGUGCUAGUGUGCCGGCCCAGGCCGCGCCGUCGGCCGCAUAGACACAGCCUGGCCGAGUUCUUGGAGCUGGACGAUAGUGAGGUGGUGGAGGCGCAACGGCCGUAUCUGACGGGACAUAACAGACUGUACCACCACACAAUCACCUGCCUCCCAGUAUACCCCAACGAACUGGACAUAGACUCGGAAAGCGAGACCGACCCGCUAUGGCUACAGCAGAAGACAAUGAUGAUGAUCGACGAGUUCACCGACGUCAACGAAGGAGAGAAAGAACUCAUGAAGAUGUGGAACCUCCACGUCAUGAAAUACAAUUACGUAGGCGACUGCCAGAUACCGUUAGCCUGCCAAAUGUUCCUCCAAAUGAAAGGGAAGGAACUACUAGAGAAGAAUCUGUAUAGAAACUUCGUGCUCCACAUGUGUUCCUUGCACGACUUCGGGUUACUAAGCCCGGUAGCGCUGUACCAGACGGUGCAAAUGCUGAACCAAAUGUUGGCGGAUAAUGCAGAAGCCAAAGAGAAGAUGAGAGACUCGCUUAAAGCGCAGCGUGAGCAUUGGAACGCGGUGGGUAAGUACCAACAGCCCGCUAUUAUAGAGCAGAAGCCCCAAGCUACCACAGCUAAGCUUAAUAACGUAGAGGCCUCGCCCUCAGUCAGACGGAAAACCUCUAACCUACAAAACGCUAACAGAAUGGCUAGCGCUGCCAAUAACUUCAAUAAGUCCGCCAGUCCUGGACCGAGUCACGUAGACACCAAACGUAAAAUGUCCUCCGGCAGCAUCCAAAGUCGCAAACGCUCCUCAAUAUCGGAACGAAAGAGCUCCGUAUAGCAUCUGUUUUGUGUCAAACGCCACAGACUGACCUCGACCGAGGCUCCCAAGUACAACAAAAAAGUAUUUUAAUUGAUUUUUAGAAAUUCCCGAUGUCACUUUGCCACCAAUUGCCACGACGCGAACUUUAUUGACCACAUCGUUUUUAAUUACCUUAUUUUAAUCUGUUUAAGUUAUUUGUUGGCAAAAUGUAGAAAGUUAUUGUAGUGCUAUGUGCUAGAUGUCUUUCAAUGUCCUAUUAGAACAAAAUUUGUUGAUUUAAAUGAUUAUUAAUUGUCGUGUUAGUUAAGAUUUGGUAUCAUAUCAAUUGACUACUUUUAAUUAAAUGAAUUUCGUAGCGAAUUGUCGCAAAUACAAUUGUAUCCAAAACGCUAAAAUUUUAAUUUUAAGUAAACAAAGUCCAUGUAAUGGAUACCAGUAGGUAAGUUGAUAAAUUAUGGCUUAUAUUAACAUAAAAUAGUUUUUCCUGAUCUUAGAUCUCUUGGUUCACUUGCACGAGUUUCUUUAAUCUAUAGUUACGUAAACUCUGGGGUAGAUAAAUAUCCUUCUAUAGCUGUCAGUUAGUUUUAUGUUGAUAGAAACAGAAUGAUGUUAUAUUCCAGGGUAGAUGUCUCGCAAUCCUGCAAACAUACAAUAUGUAUUUAAUUUAUCCAUUUGGAGAUCACUGAUAAACAGUACAAUCUUUGAAAACUAUAAACAAACCACUCAGAUCUUAUCUUUGCAGACCAUAGAUUAGAGACCAUAGAGCAAGUGACCCUUAUGUGAACGUUGUGUUUGAUUCAGCAUGUUAGCAAAAUGUGAAAUUUGUCAUUCGUAACUGUGAUUAUCUAAAUCAAUCAUUAGGAAUUAAUUUGUGUGUAAAUAUACAAAUAUGAUCUUUAUUGCGAUGGCGUAAGACCUUUGAUUUAACCGUAGUCGAUUAAUUAAUGUUAAAUGACGGAAUCACUGCCAGGAGUGCGACCUCAGUUAGUGGGUCACGAAUUAAUACUAUUAUAGAACAAUAAUUAUACAAUAUCGCAUGUAGUUGUUGUAUAGAUGACAGCACAGCAGACUUGCCAGGGAUGCGCGGCGUGAUGAAAUCUUAUCGAUGAUUUUAGACGACAAAUGUAUGGGCUUAUCGCGUAAAAUCGACAAAUAGACGUGAUACAAAAUUAAUGCGGCGCGCACCUAGACCUAAAGAUACAUUUUUUGUUGCAAAAUAGCCUGUAUUACGAGAUAAGACGUCACGUUUAGCUUGAUGUACUGUCGUCUAUACCACUAGUGGUGACCCGAUUCAUUAACUGCCUUUGUUAGUUAUAAAUAAAUAAAUGUUGUGUGCAUGUAAGAUUUGCUAUGGAUGUUGUAGAAUUUUGAAAGCUGGGUAAUUAUUUUUAAAAUUUUAUGUAUGUUAAACUUAUUUACUACCAUUUCUUAUAUCGUGUAUCUGACAAUGUAAAUUCAAAAUUCAACGCACCUUUGGUGGAAUUUAAUUUUACAACCGAUUGGCCCAGUCACAUGAUUCAGGUUGAUUAAAAAAAUAUUAUAGGUCAUAUUAAAAUAUUCCUUGAGUAAUACGAAAAAACUUAAGAGUAUUUUAUAAAUUAUCAAAGAAAUGGGAUAAGUCAGUUUAAAAAAAAAUAGAAAAAACUAAAUAAAUACCUGGCUGACAGCUCUUUCAGAAUGUUAUGACUGUAAGGAUUUUAUGCACCUUAAUAUUAUAUGAAAUAAACUCAAUGAAGCUAUUGUAUGGGCUAGUAGAAGUACGUCGACAGAUCUAUCUGAGAGUGCAGUACUAUCUAACAUUUCAGGUAGCUAUAAAUAUUCGAUAUCUCUUAUUGCGCUGGCAUAAGAUCAAUUUUAGGUGCACUAGAGUUAUUUUUAUAGUAAAAUUCUGAUUAAUCAUAGAUACAACUAACAUAAAUCAAUAAAGUAAUUUAACUGUUCGAUAUUAGAUGAUAUUUCCAUAAGAUAUUACAUAAACAGUUCGCUAUAGACUGAUGAUAGUCAUUUGUUGCCUUAGCAGCCAUUUUGCAAUUACAAUUCGUUUAUUAAAAUAAUCAAAUCGAACAAAAGACUGCAGGGUGUCUUAAUGCCUUAAACAAAUCCAUUGUACGCUGUAUAUGGCCCAAUAUUGUAAUAAAUAAAUAUUAACCCACGAAUAUAUUAUUACAAUAUCCACGAAGCACCACGUGAAUCACAAAUGUAUCAGAUCCGUUUUAGGUGUAGAUUUAUAGCAUAAUAAUAUUUUUUAUUGUGUUAAAUUUAUAUUGGUUAUACAUUUUGUAUGGCUCAAUGUUAUAGUUUAUAAUCGACAUAACACAAAGUAAUAUAAUAGUGAGCAAUAGUAGUAGGAUAGUUGGUUAAUUUUGAAACUCGCCCAUCCGUUUAGGGUGAUUCGAUAAUCUGGAAGCUUGAUGCGACACAUUGCUUUUUUGCAAUCCCAUAAUGAUGUUGGUACAAAUUAUGCUAACGUCCUAUUUUUUUAUACAUUAACUUUUUUCUGGCUUACAGACGUUUAGUGUAAUUAAAUAAUAGCAAUACAUCUGACUUAGUGCAUUAAGUUCUGCUGUGGUGAGUGAGUGUUAACUCACACCAGACUACCACUGGUGACCACAAUAAAGCCACUAGUGGCUAUGGCUGGCUGGCUGAUCAUGGUUUGUGGACUAUAUCUUUCACAUAUGCCGCGGCAUCAACAUUUUAGCGUUUAAAUAGCCAGUGAUGGCUACUAAUGUUUUUACUGUGGCUUUCUCCAGUGGCUCUUUGUCCAACAGCGCUUUUUAAGUGCCCUAUUUUGUAGUAAAAGUUGUACCAGUUGUACACCAAUUUACACGCCCUACGUCUGAUCAAAACAAUAAUUAGCUAUGCCCCUUUACAUUUUAGUUGUAGUAAAUUUUUCACUUUACUAGCUUCUUUCCCAAUGUGAUACAGCCCUUGACUGUUACUUAUACUUAUUAUAACACUACGUACAUAGUUUAAUCGACUCAAUGUUUUACAUACAUUUAGGUACUGGUUAUACACUUAUGUUAAAAGCUGUAUUUUAUGUAUUUCCAUUUUUGCGUGUUAAUUUGAUUGUAACGACAAUAUUUGUUAUUUUUGUAUUGUUCCAUUUUGAGUAAUGUAAUGUUCAGCGAAUUACUGUACUUAUGUAUGAUGAAAUGAAAUAUAACUAUUAUUUUCGA
This is a messenger RNA of Ostrinia nubilalis (European corn borer), 5608 nucleotides long. It is a transcript of the gene Su(z)12, whose product is annotated as polycomb protein suz12-B. Gene Ontology annotation, cellular component: ESC/E(Z) complex; RSC-type complex; nucleus. The record is from RefSeq and is a predicted model, not a curated record. Gene Ontology annotation, molecular function: chromatin DNA binding. The coding region runs from base 120 to 2450 and encodes 776 amino acids. Lineage: Eukaryota; Metazoa; Arthropoda; Insecta; Lepidoptera; Crambidae. The transcript is spliced from 9 exons.